CAGGCUCCGCGCCUCUCUGGGGACCAGUGGGCAUGGACGGAGCUGUGCGGCCGCGAGAAGGGUCUGCUCUUGGAGGUCGUGUCGGUGCCACCUUUGAGCGUGCCUCGGUCCCAGAGCAGACACUUGUGUUCUGAAGAUCUUGCAGGCCCUUGUGGUGGUGGUGGGGGCUUGCAGAUUUUUCCUAAGAAAAUUUUUGUUUUGUAACAACUGUUUUCGAUGCUUUCCGCACCUAGGAAAGUCUUUCCUGGCAAACUCAGUCCUCUGAGAACCCCAUUCUUUAUUUUUUAAGUAUUCUGAGUGGUUUGCGGGGGUUUGGUAAUCAUGGAAGGAGAAACAUAGCACAGGUACAGAAAUAGGUAUGCCAUGCUCUUUAAAAUGUUAAGAUUAUGAUUAUAUAAUAGCAAGGGAGAUUAUAUAAUAGCAGGUGUCCUACACUUGGGGAGUGUAGGACAGUAAUGAAGAAUAUUAACACUUUCGGGUGCCUGUCCAGGCAGUUGAUGACAAAAUCGCUACUUGAUUUAAAACCGCAACAUAUAAGGGCUACUUCCUGUUAACCCUGGUAUACCCAAAAAAACUGAGGCAAGACCGUCUGCCCACCGCAUGGUCAAUGGUGUAGGAGGGACUUGAGUCCUGUAUGAAAAAGGGUGGUACCUUGGAUUUUAAAAACUAAAUGUUGGACCCUUACAUAUUAUGUGAUCAGAUUCUUAAAAAUACUCCAGAAAGAAAUUUGGAGUGGAUAUUAUAUAGCACUGAAUUGGUCUACACUACAGGAUAGGAGAGUCUUACAUAAUGUUCCAUUGGGAAGUGAAUCACCCUAAUUGCAGCUAGGAGCCUUUUCAAUUAUUCUGGCAAAAAUUCUGCCAAGCUGUCUAAAGGUAGUUUGUCAGGUACUUCAUUAGUGAGAUGUAUACUGGAUUGCCUGUUUUCAGAACAGUUUUGAUUUAGUUAACGAAUAUUUGUAGAACUCUUCCUAUUGCACAAGCCACAAGGAUAGGUGAUAUCAAGAAAGAAUUCUGCUGUUGCAUAGUUGACUGUUGUAUAGGAGGAAUAGCUUCACCAAAAGGUAACUCCAAAUUAAAGUUCAUUUAUCAUGUCAAACAUGUGGAAUCAACAAUAAGUGUUCAAAGGAAAAGAGGUGGAAAGUAUUGCUGAGUUGAUUUCUCUACACAUAUUUGAUGUUAACAGUGCACUUAUGAUAUACAUUUUAGAAAUAGAUGUCAAACUUUGGUUUGAAUAAAAAAUGUCUCUCAACCUACCUAUAUUUCUCAAAGAAAGUGAAGAAAAUAACUCAAAAUAUGUGGAGAUAAAACAGUCACAAACUACUUCCAUAACUUCAGAAGACCCCCUUCAAAAUUUAUGCUUAGCAUCUCAAGAAGUUCUUCAAAAAGCUCAACAAACUGGGAGAUCGAAAUGUCUCAAAUGUGGUGGCUCAAGGAUGUUCUAUUGCUAUACAUGUUAUGUCCCAGUUGAAAAUGUACCUAUUGAACAGAUUCCACAUGUGAAGCUUCCAUUGACAAUUGACAUCAUUAAACAUCCAAAUGAAACAGAUGGCAAAAGUACUGCUAUACAUGCAAAACUCUUAGCACCUGAAUUUGUAAAUAUUUACACGUAUCCUUGUAUUCCAGAGUAUGAAGAAAAAGACCAUGAAGUUGCACUUGUUUUUCCUGGACCUAAGUCUGUCUCAAUAAAAGACAUUUCUUUUCAUCUGCAAAAAAAGAUUCAAGAUAAUGUUAGAGGUAAAAAUGAUGACCCUGACAAGCCAUCUAGUAAACACAAGAAAACCGAAGGACGAGAGGGCUGUGAUUUGAAUGACAGCAAGUGGAAAGGCACAACACUGAAAAAAAUUAUAUUUAUAGAUAGCACCUGGAACCAAACAAAUAAAAUACUCACUGAUGAGCGACUUCAAGGGUUGUUACAAGUUGAGUUGAAAACCAGAAAAACUUGUUUUUGGCGCCAUCAAAAAGGAAAACCAGAUACCUUCCUUUCCACAAUUGAAGCCAUUUACUACUUUUUGGUAGACUACCAUACUGAUAUACUAAAAGAGAAAUAUAAAGGACAAUAUGACAAUCUUUUAUUUUUCUAUUCUUUUAUGUACCAGUUGAUAAAGAAUGCCAAAUGUUUUGGAAACAAGGAAAUGAAAAAAUGUAUCCAUUAAUUUUUAACAAGACGUUUGUGUCAUUUUAUUUUGCCAAAAUUAAUAAGCUUAUAAUUGUGCUUUAUUUAUACUUAGGAAAUAAAAAUAUAUAUCUGCAAGACCACUUGAAAAGAAUACUUGAGGUUAGUGGCAAAUGUAGGCAGAACUAGAAUUAUAGCUCCAGUGUCUAGGGUUAUUUCCAUAAGUACACACUGCUUGUGAUGGACAUUUGUUACUUCUUACAUCUGCCUGGCAUCUUUUUCGGUGGGAAUUGCUAGCAAUCAUAUGGUCCUGCCAUGGGCAUGGGGUGAGUAUAUGAGCCAGUUGAGCAAGCUAAGAGCUCCAAACCCCCAAACACACAGUAAUAGAUCCAAGGAUGAGCAUGUAUCCCAAAACCAGGGUCCUUUUUGAGAAUUGUUAUGGGUGCUGUAGAAGAUAGGGUUCUAUUUUUUAAAAGGCAGUAUGAUGUAGUGGUUAAAAGCACAGACUCGGGAGCAAGACUACCUGGAUCCUAAAUUCCAGCUUUUCCUUUUCCACUUACCAACUAUAUGACAGUUUCCCUAUCUAUAAAGAGUAGGUAAUAUAGUAGUUACUUUAUAGGAUUAUUAUGAGGAUCAAUGAGUUAGUGUAUCUAAGGGGCUUUCAGCAGCAGCUGAGAGCUGCUAUUGUAGUCAUCUGUGCUACCAGGUGGCAAGAGCUUGACUUAGAAAGCCAGCAAAGAAAAACAGAGUGGAGUAACAGAAAAAGAGACUGAGUCCUGAGAACAUUGUUUAAUUUAAUCACCCACUUCUAGUUGCACAUAUAUGGACCUCGACUGUUUUGGAUGGCUUCUGUUUGCCCCUCUGGAUCUACCCACCACUUGUUUUCAUUCUUCCCUCUGCUUUAUGAGGAAGGCUUCCUUACCUCUGGCUUUGGGUUGAGUUCUAUAAAUGAGAAGCACCAGCAGGAGACCAGAGGAUGAGAGGAAAAUGAAUUUGUGGUAUUUAUUUCCUGGUUCCUUUCCUGUCAGGUCAUCAUGGGUUGACUGGGUCUCUCUAAUGUCAGGCAUCUCAAUCUAAGCAGUUACCAGUUACCCACCUCUGGCUCAGGUCUCUGCUCCCUCCCUUUUCUGUCUCACUUAGGUGUGAUAAUGGCUCCUACCUGUUCCUAGCCCCAGGGUACCUCAUAACCCCCUUGUUGGUUUCCCUAAACUCUUCCCAUACCUUUGUAAAUAGUCAUUUUUUAUUACACUCUCAAGUUUUCCAGUUUGAAGUUGCCCUCUAUUUGUUUCUGGGACUCUGACUGAUAAAGCAUUUGGAUGCUAGACAUUAUAGUACAUUUCCCAAAAUAUAUUCAGCGGACCACAUAACAUUGUUUGUGGAAAAAGAAAAAAGAGUUCUUGGAAAAAUUCGUUUGCUACACAUUAAAUUUCCCUCUUGGUGAUUCAAAAGAUCUAUUAGCAUAUUAAAGACUGAAAAGUCCUGAAACAAACAUUUUGAAGUUUAUUUAAGCUACUAUGUCUUAAAUUUAUUUGAAUGUGUAACACUUAUUGAUAUCCUGUGGAAACAGUGUUUCACAGCACACAUUUUGGAAUAUUGUAAUUUAGAGCAAUCUUUGAUAUACAGUUGUGCCAACUGAAGCCUCAAGAGGUUAAGUAACUUGCCCAUAAGUCACACAAGUGUAAGUGGCAGAAGCUGGUCUAAAAUCUGGGACUUCUGAUUUAGUUCAGUGAGGUCACCAUUACACUAUGCUAUUCAUAAAAAGGAGUGUGGAUUAUAUAAGUUAUAAACAUUAUUAAUGCCAUAUUCUUAACCAAAUGAAAUGACUUGCCUAUUUAGCAGUCAUUUUAUAAGAAUGGAAUUAAAAUGGGUUUAUUCAUGUUUAGAACUUGGCCCUGGGAAGUCCUGAAUUGAUUUAAACUGGGCCAAAGUUGGAUUUCUCUUGGCUAAAUAUGGACUUCCCUGAGCCAAAAUCUAUUGCCAUUUAACUGGCUGUACAAACCAACUAAAUAUAAUAGUUAAAAAAGAAAAAAACAAUUGUAUCAUUUGCUCCCAUCUCACAGCUGGCAUAAAAGAGAUGGCCCACAUAGUUUAUAAGAGCAAAGCUAACAACUAACACCAGAUAAAAUCUCAAGCUCUUCCCAAAAAAAGAUAAUACUUGUCAGAACAAUGAAUUGACUAUGCUUGUCUAGUUUUUCUUUGGUAUAUAGACUGCAAAAAUGGCCUUAAUUCUUUACCCCUCCCUCUAUUUAUCCUUUUUCAUGUUCUUUUGAAGUACCCUCUCACUAAUUCUGGACUAUGUGCAUUUCCAAAGGUCUAGUGUACUUUCAUUUACUCUUGUUGCCAUAACAACAUGUAUGUCUGUCCUGGCCUGCUGUAGGAUGAGAUGUGCAUGGAGCAGAGUCAUGUUGCCUUGUCACCCUAGUCAAAUCUGUGAUCUAGAUUGGCUGAUAGCCAGCCAACCUCCAGAUAAGUGAAUGAUCCCAGCUAAGAUCUGCAGAGCCACCUCGUUAACCACUACCUAAUUCUAGAUGUGUGAGCAAUGGAUGCUUAUUUUUGUUAUGCCACUGAAACUUCAUAGCUGUUCAUUUUAAAGCAUUGUGCCA
Messenger RNA from Choloepus didactylus (southern two-toed sloth), 4718 nucleotides. It is a transcript of the gene DTWD1, whose product is annotated as DTW domain containing 1. Gene Ontology annotation, cellular component: nucleus. The transcript is spliced from 5 exons. Lineage: Eukaryota; Metazoa; Chordata; Mammalia; Pilosa; Megalonychidae. Gene Ontology annotation, molecular function: tRNA-uridine aminocarboxypropyltransferase activity. Gene Ontology annotation, biological process: tRNA modification. The coding region runs from base 1241 to 2155 and encodes 304 amino acids. The record is from RefSeq and is a predicted model, not a curated record.